AUGUCUCUCGUUACUUUGUCGUCCCUCCCAGACCCGAUUCUACAUUUAAUAUGUAUCUACCUCACGCCUGACCGGCCCACUGUCAACGACGACGAACAAGGCCAAUGUCCAACACUCUACCGCCCUAUCAUCAGCCUCUCCUUAACCGCGCACUCACUCAAUUGCAUUUCCUCGAAACACAUCGCAACCAACAUCAGUCUCACAGAUGCCUGCGCGCGUUGGGAUCUGUUCCUACGUACCGUAACAACGAACCCUACCUACGCGUCGAACGUCAAAUACCUAAAGUUAAACGAAAGCUCGGUCGAAGAACCGAGUGGGAAGCCGCUCUCGAAAUCCCAAGGCGAACACAUCGUAGACAUGUUUAGGGCGUUGAAUAGCUUAGAGGCGCUACACUUACAUUACGACACACCGGCCUACGCUGAUCUCAUCGUACACUGUCUCACGUACAAGUCACUGCCACUAUGGGAUACACUACGAGUGGUGCGUUUCGAUAAUAUAAAUGCCUGGGAUGAAGAGUGCAUCGUGCAACUCGAUCUCGAGCGCGAAGAGAGAGGAGAAAAAGAAGGCACAGGCGGCAAAUACACUUCUGGGACGGAGCGGCUCAAUGGGGAGUUAGAGGGCUUGAACAUUACCCGCUUCCUCAAUGUACCAGAUGUCACUGGUGUCAGCAUUACGACACGCGACGUUGAAAACGAUGGCGAUGACAAGGAUGAUGCGGAUUGGGUGGACGGAGACGAGGAAGAAGAAGUGGAUGAAGACAGCGAUGGAUGGAGUGAGCGGGACUAUGAAGAUGAUAGUGAAGAUAGUGAUUGGGACUCUGAGGAUGAGAGCGAUUACGAGGACGAUUGGGAAGCCGAGUAUGGUUUUAGUGUACCGAAGGCUGAGCCGACUAAGGAUCUACCGGUCCCGAAUACCGCUGUCGUUGUUCCUGGGAAAAGUCUUUUGGACUUUUGA
Molecule: messenger RNA, 954 nt
Organism: Alternaria atra
Lineage: Eukaryota; Fungi; Ascomycota; Dothideomycetes; Pleosporales; Pleosporaceae
Exons: 1
Coding region: 1-954 (317 amino acids)
Source: RefSeq, a predicted model, not a curated record